AUGCCUAACAUCUACUAUCUCAACACACCGCCUCACCCGUUCUGGGACUUUGUCGCUGGGAUCGAAGACCACCCGUUCUUCGCCCAACCCGGACAACCUGGUCCGCCACCACCGCCGGCUCGGCCAGGAGCUGAGCACCGUCAAACCUCCGCCCAGGCCAGCACCACAACAAGCGACAAGACCAAGGGCAAGCAAGCUGAAGCCGGUGUCGAAGAUCCACCAGAGGUCGACCCCGCGACUGUCCGACCCGGCCACCCUAGGGAUAUGCCGUUCCGCGGACGUGGUCGGUUCGCCCACGCCUUCGACGAGACCCCCAACAAAGAGAAGCACGACGGCGACAACGACGGCAGCGAAGAUCGCCACCGCGGCAAACGAGGCUGCCAUGGACACAGACGCGGCUUCGAAAAUGGCGCCCCAUGGGGUCGCCGCGGAGGCCCGCCGUUUGGUCCCCCUCCCUUCCUAUUUGGUCCCAACUUCCCCUUCGGCCCUCAUGGGCCUUUUGGCCGUCCCAGCGGCCCGGGUCAAGAAGAACAUGAAGGCCAAGGCGAAAGCAGAGAUCACGGCCAUGGACUUGGACCUCAUCCGGGUUUCCGUGGUCGUGGCGGCCCACAUAGAGGCCGCUUUGGGCAUCAUCCCCGUCAUGGACCUCAUGGACAUCAUCCCCAUCAUGAACCUCAUGGAGCCCAUGCCCGUUCGCCACCACGCUCUGGUCCUUUUGCUGGUGGCGCAUCGGGUUUUGACCUGCCCUCGUUUUUAACCAACCUGGGGGAACGUCUCGGUGUGGACCUCACCUCCGCGGCGGAGGGUCUAGGACUCGGCCUCAGCGUUGGCCAGAAGCAUUCCCGCUCCGCCGAUAGAGACUUCGAGCCCCGAACCGACAUCUUCGACUCGCCCCAAGAAUAUACUGUGCACGUCUCCCUUCCUGGGGCCAAGAAGUCCGACCUCGGCGUCGACUGGGAUGGCGAACACUCGGUCCUCCGCAUCGCGGGCGUGGUCCACCGACCGGGCGUGGAUGAGGAGAUGAUGUCCCGCCUGGUUGUGGACGGUCGGAAGCGCGAGACCGGCGUCUUCGAGAAGACUAUCCGUCUGGGCACGACCAAGGCCCCGGCUGCCGUGGACGUCGAGGGCAUCUCGGCAAAGAUGGUCGACGGGGUCCUUGUCGUGCGUGUCCCCAAGGUGGAGAAGCGGUUCGCGAAGAAGGAGGUCCACGUGGAUUCAAGCCCGUCUUCUCCUCCCGCUGUCUCAGCGGACGGACGUGACAGGUACACGCAGGAGAAGCAGAAUGAUCUUCUCUUUGACGCGGACGAGGACGGGGACAUGUACGACGGCACAGCAGCACCACAGCAACGCAAUCCCAGGGAGACGGCCGAAGCUGAAGUCGAAGCCAAAGGCAAGGGCAAACAGCGUGGGGCAGAGGACGAAACAAUCAGAGACAGGGAGAGAGACGACCGUUCCGAGACCAUCGGGUUCGAGUAUCCGCAUACCCAUCCUGACCCCACUGCUGAAACUCUUCCACGCUACCAGCUCGACGAACCUGCGGAAAGUAAACUCGCAAAGGAAGAGGAGAGCCAACGUGGAGCCUCAGAGGAGAAGGCAGCACACGAGGCCGGACACGACGACGACAACAUGAGCGACUGGGAGCGCGAUGGUUCUGAGGUUGACGCGGCGGAGGAAGACGAGGGAGAGGACGAGGGAGAGUACGAACACGUCAAAAUCAAUGUUGAUUGA
Cladophialophora yegresii CBS 114405 is the source of this 1728-nucleotide messenger RNA. RefSeq lists its product as uncharacterized. The record is from RefSeq and is a predicted model, not a curated record. Gene Ontology annotation, biological process: protein folding; response to hydrogen peroxide; response to heat. NCBI's taxonomy places the organism in Eukaryota, Fungi, Ascomycota, Eurotiomycetes, Chaetothyriales, Herpotrichiellaceae. Bases 1 to 1728 code for a protein of 575 amino acids. The transcript has a single exon.